GAAGCCAAAAGCAACCAAACCCACCCGGCCACCCCCCGAGCCCGAAGGCAGGCCUCUUUCUUCUUCUUCCUCCUCUUCCCCUGCUCGGUCGGCUACUCCUACUGUCCGGGGAACCCAGCCCAGCCCAGCACCUGAACCCCACACCACACACACAGGGUUGCCCACCCACGCCACGCACGCGCAGCCGCGGCGGAAGCCACCGGGGGGUGGGCUCCGAUGGGCUGCUGCGGCUCCUCGCAGCGGGCGGGGACGCACCCGGAGAAGAAGCCGCCGGGGGCGCUCCCCCCGCACCGUCCCUCCUACUCGCUCAACCAGCACCAGGCGCCGGCGCCGCCGCCUCCCUCCGCGGCUCGCGCCGGCGCCCGCCAGGUGCCGCCGCUCAAGGAGUUCUCGCUCGCGGAGCUGCGCGCCGCCACGGCCGGCUUCGCGGCGGGGAACAUCGUGUCGGAGAGCGGCGAGAAGGCGCCCAAUUUCGUGUACAGGGGCCGCCUCGACGCCGGCCGCCGCGCGAUCGCCGUCAAGAAGUUCACCAAGAUGGCGUGGCCCGAUCCCAAGCAGUUCGCGGAGGAGGCCAAGGGCGUCGGGAAGCUGCGCCACUGCCGCCUGGCCAACCUCAUCGGCUACUGCUGCGACGGGGACGAGCGGCUGCUCGUCGCCGAGUUCAUGCCCAACGACACGCUCGCCAAGCACCUCUUCCACUGGGAAAACCAGACAAUUGAAUGGGCUAUGCGUCUGAGAGUUGCAUACUACAUCGCUGAAGCACUGGAGUAUUGCAGCACUGAGGGAAGGCCUUUGUACCACGACCUAAAUGCAUAUAGGGUCCUCUUUGAUGAGAAUGGUGAUCCUCGCCUUUCAUGCUUUGGCCUGAUGAAAAACAGUAGGGAUGGGAAAAGCUAUAGCACAAAUCUUGCAUAUACACCUCCAGAAUAUUUAAGAAAUGGAAGAGUAACAUCAGAAAGUGUCAUAUUCAGCUUUGGCACUAUACUGCUGGACCUCCUAAGUGGAAAGCGUAUACCUCCUUCCCGUGCUCUUGAUAUGAUAAAAGGCAACAAUAUCCAAGUACUGAUGGAUUCACAUUUGGAGGGAAACUACUCAACAGAUGAGGCAACCACAUUGGUUGACCUGGCCUCCCAGUGCCUACAGUAUGAGCCUAGGGAUCGGGCCAACACUAAAAAGCUGGUUUCCGUACUCGAGCCCUUGCAAAUAAAAUCAGAGGUACCAUCCUACGAGAUGCUUGGCAUUCCAAAACAUGAGGAAGAAGCGCCUCCCCCUCCACAACCGCAGCGCCCUCUCUCUCCCAUGGGUGAAGCCUGUUCUAGGACGGAUCUGACAGCUAUCCAUCAAAUUCUAGUGAACACGCAUUACAGGGACGAUGAAGGGAGCAACGAGCUAUCGUUCCAGGAAUGGACGCAGCAGAUGAGGGACAUGCUGGAAGCUAGGAAGCGUGGGGACUUCGCCUUUCGCGAUAAAGAUUUCAAGGCAGCCAUAGAUUGCUACACGCAGUUCGUUGACGUGGGGACGAUGGUAUCGCCAACGGUGUACGCGAGGCGGAGCCUGUGCCACCUCAUGUGUGACCAGCCUGACGCCGCCCUCCGCGACGCAAUGCAGGCGCAGUGCGUGUACCCGGACUGGCCAACCGCGUUCUACAUGCAAGCUGUCGCGCUCGCGAAGCUGAACAUGCAGAGCGAUGCCACGGACAUGUUGAACGAGGCAUCGCAGCUCGAAGAGAAGCGGCAGAAGAACACAAAACCCUGAUGAUGGCUUGUUCCUGGUCCAGGGGUUGGGAAUGUAGCUGGGGGAGUGUGCUGCAGAGUCCUGCGAUUGUAACUACCUGGUUUCGCAUUUCUGUCAUGCAUUUUUUUUGGGCCCGUGUACAUGUUACAUCGACGAAAGUCGAAACAGGCAGAAUGCAAGGGGAUUUUUUU
Zea mays is the source of this 1925-nucleotide messenger RNA. RefSeq names its product putative protein kinase superfamily protein. The coding region runs from base 217 to 1755 and encodes 512 amino acids. Gene Ontology annotation, molecular function: protein binding; ATP binding; protein kinase activity. Lineage: Eukaryota; Viridiplantae; Streptophyta; Magnoliopsida; Poales; Poaceae. The transcript is spliced from 9 exons. The record is from RefSeq and is marked provisional. Gene Ontology annotation, biological process: brassinosteroid mediated signaling pathway; protein phosphorylation.